AAACAGUGUGGGAUUAUAGCAAAACGCGUGGUCUUGCCCAGUUCUGGCGCCUGUUCGCCGCGCGUUGUUUUACUAUCACAUAAGAUUCCACGUGAUACGGUCGUUUGUGGCAAGUUAGUCGCGUUCGCGAUGUGGCUCGCUUUACUCAUUGGUAACCCGGUCUGAUCGUAAAACACAUUGUGACAGUUUUAUAGCCAUUAGGCCACGCGCCCUUCUCUUUGUGACUGUGUAGCUUUAUUCCGGAUUUUGAACGAUUCGUUUGGUAUGCUCGUGCUAAUUGUGAACAUCGUGUAGGAAUUUGUAUGUUUGACUAGAUCAUGAGUUCUUAUCAGUUUGUGAACUCUUUAGCUCAGUGCUAUGCUCAACAGGGCAGGGCUGGAGAACAGUCACAUCAAGCUGCCAGUCCCGGUGGAGACUAUUAUAAUCCUAAUGCAGCAGCGGCAGCUAGUUAUCCUCCCGCAUGUUAUUCUCCGCCACAAGUAGGACCUCAGGGUUACACUCCCCAUCCGUAUGCGACUCCAGCACCCGGCCAUGGCCUUCAACCUAUGGGAGACUAUACCCAGUUGCAACCACAGCGAAUUCCUGGUCCGGCUGCAAGUUCGCAUAUGCAUCAUGCUAGCCCAGGUGGACAGAGUCCUGGAAUGCUUAAUCCAUCAGCUAGUUGUAAAUACGCUGACUCCACAUCUUCAACGGGAGUUGCCAGUCCUCAAGACUUGAGCACGAACGCACCUCCUAAUAGAGCUACUCCACCUCUAGCCAAUACACAAUCGAGCAACAACAGCAACGCCACUAUAACUUCGAACAAAUCUUCAGGGUUGACAUCACCUUUAUCGGUCAGCACGUCACCAGGAAUUAAGCCCGGCGUUGCAUCUUCGACAGUUUCUCAAAAUCUCUCCUCACCUGCGUCAAGCACUAGUUCAACAUCUAGUAAUGAUCAGAAGGUGAACACGAAUAACAAUAACUCGAAGAGCGGAAGUCAGUCCAAUCCUCCUCAGAUAUAUCCGUGGAUGAAACGAGUACAUCUUGGCCAAAAUAGACGUACUGUAAACGCAAACGGAGAAACGAAAAGACAGAGGACCUCUUACACGAGGUACCAAACGUUAGAGUUAGAAAAGGAGUUCCACUUCAACAGGUACCUCACGAGGAGAAGGAGGAUAGAGAUAGCUCAUGCGUUAUGUCUGACAGAGAGGCAGAUAAAAAUCUGGUUCCAGAACAGGCGGAUGAAGUGGAAAAAGGAACACAAGAUGGCCAACUUCCACUUGGCAUCCCUCCAAGAUGAAGGCUACGCAUUCCACCAAGCCAUGGGGAUGGGCGGAAUGGGGCCCAUGCAACGCGGCCUCUACGCUUGCGGCACUCCCUACAGCUAGCCCUGGGCCGCCUACAACGGAGACUGUGGCCCUUCAUAAGGGCUUUAGGGGCUCUCGGAUCCUAAACAGUCUCUGGCCAGCGGUUCUGCCAUUUGCUGAUAUUAAAGCAUAGAGGCAGUGAAAAUAUUGUUCUUGUAAUUAACCGAACAGUUGUUCCAACCAAAUCACCCAAAUCCAUAGAGUUUUGUGAUGAAUAGCAACUUUUUCACUUGCUAAUGUCAGCAAUGGCGUAAGAACCGUCGGUUCUUUAGUGUUAGGAAUAAUAAAAGUGCCAGUAAAGGACUAAAAUCUUGUUGGUACUGAAAUGCUUAUAGUACACAAACUGCUCCGCUUUAACUUGUUAAUUAUUACCAGGGCGUGCGGUGCAAUUUGGAAGAAGGGAUGCAAUUGAUUAAAACUCACCUAUUUAAAAUGCAAUUGGAUUCUUCUAUCAUCUAGAAACGGGGAUGCUGCUACAUUUUCCUAACAAGAUGUUAAUAACUGACUGGCAUUAUUUUUUCUCUCAAUGUCUUGAGUCUCAUACAAAGCAGUUAGUUCCGAACGUAACAAAAUCAUAUCAAAAUAUUGUCCAUUAUUACGAAUCAAAGAUUUUAAUUGCUGUUCCGGAAAAUGUGUUUCUUUGAACGUAUUAAAAUUACACUUCGAGAAACUUGACAUCUUCAAAAUUCUUGAACCUGUUGAACCUGUUCUCUAUUUCUUAAUACACUAAAUCCAAAACUUGAAAGAACAAUCGGCGGUGACAAGUUACAAUAUCUCCAACAUUAUCGGUGCGUAUGCUUUGUCUGUUUGGCUCAAAAUGUCUAUCUAUCAUAUUAUUCCAGCUGUUUUCAAAGUAAAUUUAAAAUUUUUAAAUUCGAUAACUUUUUUGCACAGAACCCAAUAUAGUAUCAGAGAGCUAAAUCAAUAAAAGAGACUAAAAGUUAUAACAUCGGUAGUUUAAUCUAAAAUAAUUGCAAGGGAUCGUGUCUGAAAGCGGGUUUGGAAACGUCGACCUUCUUAAUUAGGAUGUUGCUAUUUAUUACGAAAUUAAUAAUAUUAUAAAAUAUAAUGAUUUUUCUAAAGGAAGGAAUGCUUUCCUUGCUUCCAUGGACCGCACGCUCCUGAUUAUUACGUUGUUGAUUCAAUGUACAAACUUGGUAGCCUGAAUUUCGAAAAUGUCUAACUUUGGUUACCAAACGCUACUUUCGUUCAAUGUCUCUACAAAUCAACAGAAACACUUGUAAAGUUCCGUUACAAAAACACUUUAACAAAUACGUAAUUUUAAUGUGCAAUAUAGUUAUUGUUGAAGUGUCUUGUUUAUCAAAUAGCAAGCGAUCUUGUGCGAAAAGACACUGACCUGUGCUCACUUAAGUCUAAUUUACAAAAUCGAAGUGUGAUUAUAUAGCUAUUAGAAAAAGUUCUUUAUAUUCAUUUUUGUUUUCUAAAUGGUAUAUUUUAUUUUUAAUUGGCGGUUUAUACAAUUUUCUUAAUUUUUCGUAACAUAAGUAUCUGAUCUUUUGCUAUAAGGACAUGUAAAUAAGAGUGUAGAUGACAAUGUUUCAUUCGUUUUGUAAAUACUUUUAAUGUAGCUUUAAGGCGAAUUUAGUUAAUUUAGAACAUCUAAUUUUAAGUAUAUACUGAAUAAAAAAUCGAAUGUAAAUAAGAAAUAAGGAUUUAAGUUUAAGAAAUAUUCUUUGUAUAGAUCUGGUGUGAUUUGGAUCUAUUUAAAAUCGAUAUCUAAAUUGACGUAGUCGAUCUUUUUCGAAUCAGUUCAGAAAAUUCACUGUAUUUCCAUUAAAUGCUUUUUGAGGGUUAUUUCAUUUUGUUAAUACGCAAAUAAAUAAGAACAUAUUUAAGUGGCAAGCAUUUGAGCACACGUUUCUUAGAAUGCAAAAGUGUAUAUAAUGUGUAUAUUAAUUUUAGCUCAAUAUAUGUUCAUGUUUCUUUUAUUUUUGUUUUAAUUUUAUUUAUGUACUUUGUAAUAAUUCUUGUGUGAUGGACGAUAUACUGUUAGGAUGUAUCCGUUCUAACUAAUAGUUACUGUUGUAAUUGUCCAAUCUAAUAAACUAUUAAUAAAA
Messenger RNA from Dendroctonus ponderosae (mountain pine beetle), 3424 nucleotides. It is a transcript of the gene Scr, whose product is annotated as homeotic protein Sex combs reduced. The record is from RefSeq and is a predicted model, not a curated record. Gene Ontology annotation, biological process: anterior/posterior pattern specification; regulation of transcription by RNA polymerase II. The transcript has 4 exons. The coding region runs from base 318 to 1367 and encodes 349 amino acids. Gene Ontology annotation, cellular component: nucleus. Gene Ontology annotation, molecular function: RNA polymerase II cis-regulatory region sequence-specific DNA binding; DNA-binding transcription factor activity, RNA polymerase II-specific. NCBI's taxonomy places the organism in Eukaryota, Metazoa, Arthropoda, Insecta, Coleoptera, Curculionidae.